Messenger RNA from Nematocida minor, 1056 nucleotides. RefSeq lists its product as uncharacterized. The coding region runs from base 1 to 1056 and encodes 351 amino acids. Gene Ontology annotation, molecular function: SNARE binding; SNAP receptor activity. Lineage: Eukaryota; Fungi; Microsporidia. Gene Ontology annotation, biological process: vesicle-mediated transport; intracellular protein transport; vesicle fusion. Gene Ontology annotation, cellular component: membrane; endomembrane system; SNARE complex. The transcript has a single exon. The record is from RefSeq and is a predicted model, not a curated record.
AUGAAAAAGUUCCUGAACGAAGUGAAUGAAGUAAGCGCCCAGAUAGAAGACGGCAAGCAUAUCCUCAAGAAAAUGAACAAACUGACAAGGCGUGUGAGCGGCGCAGCAGAAGAAAAAGAGUCAAAAAAGCUGAGAGACUCUCUCGAAGAAAAAAGAGGCGCUUUCAUAGAGAUAGUUGCAGAAAUAAAAGGGCACAUUGAGAGCAUUAAAAAAAAGGUUCCUGAAAGCUCAAACCAUGAACAGCACAUAAAACAGCAGCAGAUAAGAUCGCUGGUGGAAAGAACAAAGAAAAUAAUAGAAGAGUUCAGCACGGUGCAAAGCGAGUUCAGCGCAGAAGAAAGAGAAAGACUGAAAUCGCAGUACAUCAUAGCCAAGCCAACUGCCACAAAAGAAGAGCUCGAGGCAGUGGAGUACAGCGAGUCUCCCAAGAUACCUUUCUUAAACAACAAAACAGACACGGAGGACAGGAAGAAAAGCGUAAAAAAUAUUUCCAAGGGGAUACAGGAUGUAACGAAAAUGACAGAAGAUCUGAAUCUGCUUGUCCACAAAAAAGACAGAGACGUGGACAAAAUAGAAAUAGAAACAAGCUCUGCAGAGGUAAAAGCGAAGAAAGCAGACGCAGACCUAAAGGCAGCAGAGAAGUACCAAAGAUGGUCCAGAUACGGAAGAAUGGCCUUCUACACCACUCUGAUCGCACUGGCGUCAAUUUUCAUCAUUGCCAUAUUCCUGUGGAUACUCAUGUACAUAAUACUUGCCAUUUUAAGAUACAGACUGUACAAGGGAUUUGGACUCAGCGAUGGAUCAUCAACAGCUAGUGGCACUGGAGCAGCUGGUACAACGGGAACACCAGGAGCAGCUGGCACUGCAGGAGCACCAGGAGCAGGAACUGAUGGUACAGGAGGAACAGCAACUGAUCCUACAGAAACAGCAACUGAUGGCACUGCAGGAGCACCUGGCACUGGUGCAGAUGCAACAGGAACAGAUCCAACACAGAUAAAUAGCCUGGGACAGACAAUAGGCCAGAGCAUCCUUGGCGAUGCCAAUCCGAGCCCGUAA